UGUCCAGUCUGCCUGUGCGCGCGUGAUGCCUUAAGGUUGUUACUCAACUCCUACAUAUGACUCAAUUUUUGUAACAGGACAGUUGCCAAUCUUUUUUAGACUCUGAUUUGGGUCUUUCGUCGUCAUCGUUUAAGAGCGCUUAAGGUUAAAAAGUCGCACGUGUUAAAAUAUUCGUUAACUACUCGACGAUAUGUACGAGGAUUACAACGAGUACGAAACUUACGACGAAUAUGGACCGCCGGAUGUACACUCUGAGCAAUAUGACAGAUUAAGUUAUCGUCAAGUGCCCGAAGUGGUGCGAAAUUUUCUUGUGUAUUUACGAAAUUGUAUAAAUGAAGGAAUGAUCUUUGAAAUUCAAAAUUUAUACGAAACAUCAUUUCCGAAGAUUUCCGAACAAUUGUUUGAUAAAUCGUCUUGGCCGGAUGCGUCAAGCGUCGCUCACAUCGUUGACAAUGAUCUAGUAUUUCUAAUUCUCUAUAAGGAACUUUAUUAUCGUCACAUCUAUGCCAGAAUGCAAGGACCAACAUUGGAGCAACGUUUUGCAUCCUUUUAUAAUUACUGCGAUUUAUUCAAUUAUAUAGUACACCCAGAAACACCCGUUCAAUUGGAAUUACCCGAUCAGUGGUUAUGGGAACUUAUCGAUGAAUUUGUUUACCAAUUUCAAUCGUUUACGCAGUACCGUGCAAAUUUGUCUAACAAAACGCCCGAUGAAAUAGAGAAUUUAACUGCCCACAAUAAAAUAUGGGACGUUCUCUGCGUUUUAAAUGUUCUUCAUUAUUUGGUCGACAAGUCUAAUAUCAAGAGACAAUUAGAAGUUUAUGCGAGCGGAGGAGAUCCUGAUUCCGUCGCAGGAAUCUUUGGCAGACACUCGUUGUAUAAGAUGUUGGGAUAUUUCUCCCUUGUUGGUCUUUUGAGAUUACAUUCUUUACUGGGCGAUUAUUAUCAGGCAAUUAAAGUUUUAGAAAACGUUGAAUUAUAUAAAAAAAGUGCUUACUCUCACGUACCAGGUUGUCAAAUAUCCACUGCUUAUUACGUUGGAUUUGCAUACAUGAUGAUGCGUAGAUAUGCAGAUGCAAUUAGAACCUUCUCCGGUAUUUUACUAUAUAUUCAGCGCACAAAACAAUUAUUUGCAACUCGAAGUUAUCAGAAUGAUCAAAUCAAUAAGCAAACCGAACAAAUGUAUCAUCUAUUGGCAAUUUGUCUUGUUCUUCAUCCACAGUGCAUAGAUGAAGGUUUACAGCAAGCAUUAAGAGAUAAAAAUUAUCACGAAAAGAUGUACAAAAUGCAAUAUGGAGAUCUUGCAGAAUUUGAAUCGUGUUUCUUAUUCGCGUGUCCUAGAUUUUUAUCUUUGACGCAACCCAACCCUGAUAAUUUACACGAGGACUACGUUAGAGAGGCGAUUAGACAUCAAACUCAAGUAUUCAUGGAUGAAGUCGUACAACAAAAAAUGUUACCUACGAUACGUUCUUAUUUGAAAUUAUAUACAACUUUGCCAUUGAGCAAAUUAGCUACUUUUAUGGGUAGUGCCACUAGACAAGAUGAAAGUUGGGAUUUGGAUAAAGAGGUUAAUGCGCUAACCAUACAUUUAUUGUGUUUCAAACAUAAGAUGAAAAAUAUUGUAUGGACGAAAGGUGCAUCAGGAUUAGAUGGCAAAUUUCAAUCAGGCUCCGAGUUGGAUUUCUACAUCGAUCAUGAUAUGAUUCACAUCGCGGACACAAAAGUAGCGCAUAGAUAUGGAGAUUUUUUCAUACGUAAAAUUUUGAAGUUCGAAGAGUUGAACCGCAAAUUACAUCACAUAAAGAUUUAAUUCAAACAUUUUAUCAUAUGUAAAAGUGAAAAAAAUAAUAAAAUUUCAUAACGAGAAGAUAA
Molecule: messenger RNA, 1869 nt
Organism: Vespula pensylvanica (western yellowjacket)
Lineage: Eukaryota; Metazoa; Arthropoda; Insecta; Hymenoptera; Vespidae
Gene: eIF3l
Product: eukaryotic translation initiation factor 3 subunit L
Exons: 3
Coding region: 191-1807 (538 amino acids)
Biological process (GO): translational initiation
Cellular component (GO): cytoplasm; eukaryotic translation initiation factor 3 complex
Molecular function (GO): translation initiation factor activity; protein binding
Source: RefSeq, a predicted model, not a curated record